ACUCUCAGUAUCCCUGCCUCCUGGGUCCAAAUGGAGUCCUCUACAGCCUUUGAGAAUGUCACCUUUUAUUAUGAUGAUACACCAAGUCGUCUAUGUGAGAACAAGACCAUCUUUGCCACCUUCUCCACCAUUGUCUUGUAUUCUCUGGUAUUUCUCCUCAGCCUGGUGGGUAACAGCCUGGUUUUCUGGGUCUUGGUGAAAUAUGAGAAUCUAGAGUCACUCACCAAUAUCUUCAUCCUCAACCUGUGUCUAUCAGACCUUAUGUUCUCCUGCCUACUGCCUGUGUGGGCCUCAGCACAACACUGGGGUUGGUUGCUAGGUGAUUUCCUCUGCAAGCUCCUCAACCUGAUAUUCUCCAUCAGCCUCUACAGCAGCAUCUUCUUUCUCACCAUUAUGACCAUCCACCGCUACCUGUCUGUAGUGAGCCCCAUCUCUACUCUGGGUAUCCAUACCCUCCGCUGCCGUGUGCUGGUGACUAUAUCUGUGUGGGCAGCCAGCAUCCUGUCUUCCAUCCCUGAUGCUAUCUUCCACAAGGUGAUUUCCCCAAAAUGUGAUUAUUUUGAACUCCGUGGGUUCUUGGCCUCAGUCUAUCAGCACAACAUCUUCUUCCUCCUCUCUAUGGGGAUCAUCCUGUUCUGUUAUAUACAGAUUCUCAGGACCUUGUUUCGCUCAAGGUCCAGACAGAGGCACCGGACAGUCAGACUCGUCUUCACCAUCGUGGUGGCAUACUUCCUCAGCUGGGCUCCCUACAACCUCAUCCUCUUCCUAAGGACACUGCAGGAAACUGGAAUCAUCCAGCAGACAUGUGAGACCAGGCAGCAGCUGGACAUGGCCAUGAUCAUCUGCCGCAAGCUGGCCUUCUCCCACUGCUGCUUCAACCCAGUGCUUUAUGUCUUUGUUGGGGUCAAGUUCCGUAGACACCUAAAACGUCUCCUCCGGCAGGUCUGGCUGUGCCGGCAGAAGACAUCUAGCCCUGUCCCAUCCUCCUACUCUCCUGGUGCCUUCAUGUAUGAGGGCCCCUCCUUCUACUGA
Molecule: messenger RNA, 1032 nt
Organism: Onychomys torridus (southern grasshopper mouse)
Lineage: Eukaryota; Metazoa; Chordata; Mammalia; Rodentia; Cricetidae
Gene: Xcr1
Product: X-C motif chemokine receptor 1
Exons: 1
Coding region: 31-1032 (333 amino acids)
Biological process (GO): G protein-coupled receptor signaling pathway; chemotaxis; immune response
Cellular component (GO): membrane
Molecular function (GO): chemokine receptor activity
Source: RefSeq, a predicted model, not a curated record